Molecule: messenger RNA, 920 nt
Organism: Manis pentadactyla (Chinese pangolin)
Lineage: Eukaryota; Metazoa; Chordata; Mammalia; Pholidota; Manidae
Gene: AGR2
Product: anterior gradient 2, protein disulphide isomerase family member
Exons: 8
Coding region: 138-665 (175 amino acids)
Cellular component (GO): endoplasmic reticulum
Molecular function (GO): dystroglycan binding
Source: RefSeq, a predicted model, not a curated record
AAGUGCAGGCAGGUUUCCCAGGGCAAUGAAAUGUGAUUUGGAGAGGGAACAUGGAGUUUCUACCAAAGGCUUACUGGGACCUUUCUUUGGCCAGAGCUGGCAGAGUGCAACCCUCCUGAGCUGGUUCAAGAUCUGCCAUGGAGAAGAUCUCAGCGUCAGCCUUCUUGCUCCUUGUGGCCCUCUCCUACACUCUGGCCAAGGACACCACAGUCAAACCAGGAGCGAAGAAGGAUGCGAAGGACUCUCAGCCCAAGCUGCCUCAGACCCUCUCCCGAGGUUGGGGUGAUCAGCUCAUCUGGACUCAGACAUAUGAAGAAGCCUUAUACAAAUCCAAGACCAGCAAUAAACCCCUGAUGAUUAUCCACCACUUGGAUGAAUGCCCACACAGUCAAGCUUUAAAGAAAGUAUUUGCUGAAAGUAAAGAAGUCCAGAAAUUAUCUGAGCAGUUUGUCCUCCUCAAUCUAGUUUAUGAAACAACUGACAAACACCUUUCUCCUGAUGGCCAGUAUGUUCCCAGGAUUAUGUUUGUUGACCCAUCCCUGACAGUUAGAGCUGACAUCACUGGAAGAUAUUCAAAUCGUCUCUAUGCUUAUGAACCUUCAGAUAUACCUCUAUUGCUCGAUAACAUGAAGAAAGCUCUCAAGUUGCUGAAGACUGAAUUGUAGAGAAAAAUAAAAAACACAACUCUGCAAGCUCUUCCUCCUGUGUUAGGCCUUGAGACUUGGAAGCAGAGAUUUUAGAAGACUUUGGACCACACAGUAACACUGGUGGACACACUCAUUAGAUUAUGGUUUAAUGUUACAACAGCUUUUUUUUUUAUUUGGUUUCAAGUAUACAUGUAUGAAAACAAUUUUGUAUACUACCAUCAUGAGCCAUGAUUUUUUAAAAAAUAAAUCCUUUUCAGGUGUUCAAACUGUUAA